Cavenderia fasciculata is the source of this 1662-nucleotide messenger RNA. RefSeq lists its product as uncharacterized. The coding region runs from base 1 to 1662 and encodes 553 amino acids. Gene Ontology annotation, biological process: CAAX-box protein processing. Gene Ontology annotation, molecular function: metalloendopeptidase activity. NCBI's taxonomy places the organism in Eukaryota, Evosea, Eumycetozoa, Acytosteliales, Cavenderiaceae. The record is from RefSeq and is a predicted model, not a curated record. Gene Ontology annotation, cellular component: endoplasmic reticulum membrane. The transcript is spliced from 4 exons.
AUGAAAUUGAGUUGGUAUUCAUGCGAGUUUUCAAAACAACAGAUACUUUUAAAGAUGAUGACAAUAGUUGAAAAAGCAGUAUGGAUAUGGUGUGCAGGAGUUGUAUUGGCAAUGGUAGCAUUCAACAUUACACCAUUGUUGGAGAUUGUACCUUGGUUUCAUGUGACAUUGGGAUGCAAUACAUUUAUCUUUUUCCUCGAGUUGUAUCUUGAUAUUCGACAAUCGUUUACGAUGCGUCAGUAUCGUAGUCCGUCGGCAAACUGGACCGAUGUACAAUACCACAUUGAAAACAUAUUGGGGUUGUUGAACUUUUCGAGAACCGAGUCUACCAUUGGCUUUAUACUGGAAUGUAUCGUGUUGCAAACCGGUGUACUCCCUCUUCUCUACCAUUUCAACGCCAAGGUAUUUGAUCGUCUCGGUGUCACCUCUAGUCACGAGGUCACUCGAGGUAUAUCAUACCUACUACUCAUCAGUCUUGCCUCUUCACUCAUUCGUCUACCAUUUGAAAUGUAUCGUGUUGGUCUUGUUGAUCGUGCAGAUCAAAUUAAACAACAAGAAGAAAAAGAACAAAAAGAACAACAACAACAAAAUGAACAAAAAGAAGAAAACAAAGAAGAAGAAAAAGAAGAAGAAGAAGAAGACAACAAAGAAAACAAACAAGAUAUGAAUAGAAAGAAAAGUAAUAAUUGGUUUAGACAAUUAAUUAUUGAUCAAAUCAAGAUGUUUUUGGUAUCAUUAUUAAUUGGAUGUCCAUUGUUGGCUAUUACAUUGGCAUUGUUUUAUCGAGCAUUCCCAUAUCAAUGGUUAUUUAUCAUUAUGUUUGUAUCGACCGUCGCUCUAUUCUUUUCCGACAUGUACCCUUCGCUUGCUUUCCUUUUCAAUAACUUUUCGGUUUUGGAAGAGGGAGAGUUAAGAAGUGAAAUCUUGGAAUUGGCUGAAAAACUUGGUGCUCCCGUUCAUCAAAUCUACACCAUCGACGGAAGCAAAAGAGUUUCACAUUCCAAUGCUUUCCUUAUGGGUUUUUGGAAAAGUUCAUUUGUACUUUACGAUAACCUAGUAAAACAAUUAUCAACCGAUGAAAUAUUAUCAAUUAUUUGUCAUGAAAUUGGUCAUCAUAAAUUUAAACACUCAUUUAAACAUUUAGCAAUCCAAAUUAUAUUUUUGGGUAAUUUUAUUUAUUUAUUUUCAAGUGUAGUUAAUUUGGAAGUAUUUUAUACUAGUUUUGGGUUUAGUAGAGUCGAUGCAAGUGUUGGAUUGGUACUCUUUUCCUAUCUCUACAGUACUUUUGCAAACUUGCUUCGAUUUGUCACCAAUUUAAUUAGACGUGACUUUGAAUAUGCCGCCGAUCGUUUUGCAAUCGUCAAUGGCCUACAAAUGAAAAAGGCACUCUUGUCAAUGCAUGGCCCUGGAACCUACAUCAAACCCGAUAAAUAUUUUUCACUCUAUUAUUAUUCUCAUCCAUCUCUAAUGGAAAGAUUAGAUUCAAUUGAAUUAAUUACAAAAUCUUUAGAACAACAAGAAAAAGAAAAAGAAAAAGAUGGUGCAAAUUUAAUGACAAAUAAUAAUAAUAAUAAUAAUAAUAAUAAUAAUAAUAAUAAUAAUAAUAAUAAUAAUAAUACUACUAAUAAUACUCAACAAGACAUUAAAGAUAAAGUAGAAUAA